Molecule: messenger RNA, 2535 nt
Organism: Cladocopium goreaui
Lineage: Eukaryota; Dinophyceae; Suessiales; Symbiodiniaceae
Source: the annotation of a GenBank genome assembly
AUGCCUGUCAACAGCUGGAUUUGCAACUCCGGCCAGAUUUCUACUCGCAGUCAGGUGAAUAGUAUGUACGGAGGCUCACCCAAAAACCGCAGGGCACCCAGCUUCGGUUUGACGGCACACCCAGAGAAUGCCAUGGAGGGCACCAAAGAUUCAAAUGUUGAGCUUACUGAGUCGCCUCUGACAGAGAAAGCAAAACAGGAGGCUGAUCCGCCUGCUGUGAAAUUACGCCUGCCAAUAAACAAAGUGGAGGACGAUGCUUUUGCUAAUGUGCAUGAAUGGGCAAAGAACAACGAGAAACGCCGGAGCAGUGUCUUUGCAUUGCUUAUGACCUUGGCGAAGAAUCGAUCAUGCACAGGAAUUUCCCGAAGUACUCAGAUCCUGUAUUUCCUUGUGUUUGUGACAAGGUACUUGGAUCUAAUGGAGGAGACGCAGGCAUUCUAUUUGGUAUUCUUCAAAAUCACGUACAUUGUUACGUCAAUCAUUGUUCUCGCGAUUUUCUACAAGCUUGAAGCUACUUAUGAGCGCCAGAAGGAUACGUGCAGUUUGGCAGUCAUUCUGAUCCCUUGCUGCGUUAGUGCCGUCCUUCUUGCCAAGACGUCUCAAAUCACAGACAUUUUCUGGACAUUCUCGCAGUUCUGCGAGGGGUUUGCUAUGGUACCUCAGUACGUGUUUUGCUACAGAGAUAGAAUGGCCAAGGACCUUGGUGUGACCUUUUAUGUCCUCUCAAUGGGUGCGUACAGAUGCUUCUACGCAGCCAAUUGGAUAUACAAGAAGGAGCCCAGAACCACCAACAAUAGCUUUUUGACACAAACCACAGCUGUGCGAGUCCUUCCGGAGCUUUUGAUGCUUGCGAUGAGGCAACCGCGAGGCUCUGGCGGCGUGCGGCCCAAGAGAGUGACCCCAGCGACCGCAGCUCGGAGUAGUGUUGCGGAGAGCACAUGUGGGUCACUGUCGGACUAUGUCAAGGUGCGCACGGUAGGCCGUGGCAGCUUCGGUGAGGCUUUGCUGGUGAAGCACCGCAGCACUGGACAGCUGUCGGUCCUGAAGCGCGUGCGAUUGGAGGUGAUCGGCAGCGGUAGUGAUGCCGCUGCGGCGGAGAGUGCUGCCAGAGAAGCUCAAGUCCUGCACCAGCUCCGCCAUCCACAUAUCGUGGAAUUUUUGGCCGCGUUCGUAGAUAGCUCGCGAGACUCUAGUGGCGGCACUUUGUGCCUUUUGAUGGCAUUUUGUGAAGGUGGCGAUCUUCAGCAUCGCUUGCAAAAAGUCCGACAGGAGUGCAGGAGGCUACAAGAGCAGCCGGCGCUUCGUUGGUUUGAUGAACUAUGCAGCGCGCUUGCCUAUGUGCAUCAGCGCCAAGUUUUACAUCGAGAUCUAAAGCCCUCGAACAUUUUCCUCACUGGCCGUAGCAGUGGCAUUGCCAAUUUGAUCAACGAGGAGGAGUCUGUGGCCAUUGGCGACUUCGGUGUCAGUCGACCUUUGACACACGCCAUGGAGCUGGUGACCACCAUGGUGGGCACACCGUGUUACCUGAGCCCAGAGGAUCGCUUUCAAGGCAUGCAGCUGUUGGGUGUUUUCGUGAAGUGCAGACAGAUGACAAAGCCUGCAGGUACAAUGAAUGAGGAGCCUGUGCUCACACAAAAAGGCCAAGAGCAAGCGAGAGAGCUGGGUAAAUCGGCCUCUGGAACGUCUCUCUUGGACUCCAUGCCGUGUUGCAUCGUGUUGCCGUUUCAAGGUGCAGCUUCCGGGGCAAAGUGGCGCAAAGUGCAUCCCACACAGGGCGACGCUGACGACCGCUCCAAAACCUCACAGCCACAACCUCCAAGCACGGCCGAUGAUGAAGCGCUGGCGCGCUCUUUGCAGGAGCAGCAAGAUGCUGAAGUCGCUCAGAUGCUAGCCCGUGCCGGCAGCGGCAAUCUAUCGCUGCCUGCGCAGCAGAAGGUGGUUGCUAUGCAAUGUGGAGUGUGCGGAAAUAGUGUGCAGGUGCAGGUACCAGCAUCAGCUCAGCCUGGCUCUACCGUCCAAGCAGCAUGUCCACGCUGCACGGCGGAGAACAGCUUCACACUUCCAUCGUCUUCGCCUUUUCCCAAUGGUUUUGCGCUUCCAGGUCCAGGACUGUCGGCUCCACCAAUGAUGGAAGAGGGCAUCAAUGAUGAGCUUUUGCAUGUGGCGUGUGAGAUGGGAAAUCGUGCCGUUGAGAUGAUGGUGGACACUGGAGCUCAAACAUCAGUGAUCUCGAUGCCGCUGGUGAGAACGUUGGGCUUGGAGUCGCGGCUGGACAGUCGAUACCAAGGAAUGGCUGCUGGAGUCGGCACUGCUAGAAUUCUGGGCAAGCUGCGGAGUGUGCCAGUGAAGAUUGGUCAUGUGGAAUUUGCGCUGGAUUUCUCCGUUCUGGGGGUGGACCAACCACUCCUCCUGUUGGGGAUAGAUCAAAUGGAAUGCCUGAUUUUCGGUGGUGCAGAUGGCGUGGAAGUUCCCUUCCUUCCAUCGGACUCCAGACGGCGUCCGUCAUACAGACAAGCUGGUUGUGCUCCAAUGUAA